GUUUUGUUUUGGUUUGCAUUUCAUUCAUAAGUUUUUCAGUCGUUUUUGUGAACCACUUGUUCACCGCUGAAGACAUGUUUGCCAUCAAAGACACGGAUAAGGAGGACGAGGAUAACGAGUCGACGACCAUAAGCCGGUAUUUCAUCGCCAGUUCGCGCCUGAAGACCGAUAGUACCACCGAUUCAGACAAGACAUCGACAGUUACCACACCCGCAGACACCGCCACCGCAUCCACGUCUACGCCAUCAACGGGUCCGCUGUCGACGCAAUCGAUCGCAUCGACCGCCAAAGAGCUGUCAAACGCUGCGGACAGCGGACCCUCCGGUGAGGAAGUGUCACAAACUCGGAGACCAGUCGUAAACUUCGGGACCAAACUUCUGGUGAACCCGAACCAGAAGGCGAACAAACUGUUGCGACACUUGCGGUCGGCCUACGAGUUCUCGGCCGACAUAUCUCCCGCCCAUUACCUGAUGUCCGACUCGAGUUGCGCCGUCUUCUUGAGUCUCAAAUAUCACGCCAUUUAUGGCAACUAUAUCUACGAUACGCUCAACGCCUUAAGACAUUCAUAUCAACUGCAAGUACUGCUGGUAUUAGUCGAUCACAUCGAGUAUCAGUCGGCGCUCAAAGAGUUGACUCGAGUGUCCGUUCGGACCAAUUGUACGCUUAUGUUGUGCUGGAGUGCCGAAGAGGCGGCCAAUUAUAUCGACAAUUACAGACAUUUCGCUAAUAAGUCGCCCGAUAUUAUAAUGGGAAAGGGAGGCACCGGUGGGUCCGGUGCUGAUACUGAUUACACUCGCGUUGUGGACGCCUUGACGUGCGUGAAGUCCAUCAAUAAAACAGAUGCCGUUUCGCUGAUCAGUACUUUCGAUACGAUCGACAAUAUUGUCCACUCGGAUGACGACCAGUUGAUCAUAUGUCCCGGAAUGGCGGCGCUCAAGGUAUUGUCACUUAACAACGCGUCCAAUUGA
This is a messenger RNA of Oppiella nova, 968 nucleotides long. The record is from the annotation of a GenBank genome assembly. NCBI's taxonomy places the organism in Eukaryota, Metazoa, Arthropoda, Arachnida, Sarcoptiformes, Oppiidae.